AUGGCUGCGUCAGCGACCCACGUUGCUACAGCAGAUCUUCCUGCUAACGUUUUUAAACUUGCGCAAACGACACAACUUGAGGCACUAUACACUAUCAUACGCGACAAGAAUACAUCGAGGGGUGAUUUCAUAUUUUACACCGAUCGCAUUAUUCGCCUGUUAGUCGAAGAAGGUCUUAACCAUCUUCCCGUGAUCCCAAAGACGAUUGAGACGCCUACUGGUGUCAAAUACGAGGGAGUUGGAUUUGAGGGGCGAAUAUGUGGUGUUUCCAUUCUUCGCGCAGGGGAAGCCAUGGAGGCUGGCUUGCGGGAAGUAUGCCGGAGUGUACGCAUUGGGAAAAUUCUGAUUCAGAGGGAUGAGGAGACAGCUCAGGCAAAGUUAUUCUAUUCUAAGCUACCACCAGAUAUCGCAUCAAGAUACGUCCUCCUUCUCGACCCAAUGCUCGCAACGGGGGGAAGCGCGGUCAAGGCGGUCGAAGUCUUAAAGGAACAUGGUGUUCCAGAGAACAGGAUUAUCUUUAUCAAUCUAAUUGCCUCGCCGCAAGGGCUUUCUGCUUUUUGUCAAAAGUUCCCUCAGCUGAGAGUCGUCACAGGGUGGAUUGACCAAGGAUUGAACGAAAAGGCCUAUAUCAUCCCAGGAUUGGGCGAUUUUGGAGAGAGAAGGUCUGUACACCAUGUAAUGCGGGGUUUCCCGGAGGCAUGA
Molecule: messenger RNA, 702 nt
Organism: Cantharellus anzutake
Lineage: Eukaryota; Fungi; Basidiomycota; Agaricomycetes; Cantharellales; Hydnaceae
Product: PRTase-like protein
Exons: 11
Coding region: 1-702 (233 amino acids)
Source: RefSeq, a predicted model, not a curated record